UUUGAAUAUUUAAUCGCCCUCCCAAAGGUGGCUUGUGGAAAACAAUAAAAAGGAAGGCUCGCCACCUCUUCUUACACGCGGAGCCGCCUGGACUGCGGAUAUAUGUUCGAACCAGCAUCCAAGAUGAUGACUUGGCUGUUCCUUCCGCUGCCAGCCCGUCUGUUUCCUGCUUGCACACACACACACCCUAAGUAGCACACACAAGAAAUGUCCGGUGAACAGCAGGCAGCAACAAACAUUGACCAAGACCUCCAACAGUCCAGGUACGGGAAGUACAGCAACCCACAGCUCCAGAAGGAUGUCAAGGGGUGGAUCACGGCGAUCCUCGGCGACGAGGCCGACAGAGCCGUGCUGGAGCAGGAAGAACUUAUAGAAAGCCUCAAGGAUGGACGGGUGUUGUGUGCGUUGGUGAACCGCACUUUUGGCGACUCGACGCUCAAGUACAAGCCGAGCCGGAUGGCAUUCAUCCAAAUGGAAAAUAUCGAGAAGUUUCUCAACUUCUGCAAGUUGCAGGGUGUUGCACAGGACGAGCUCUUCCAAACAGUGGAUCUCUACGAGGCAAAGGAUCCUUACCAGGUGGUGAUUGCGCUCCAGUCUUUCUCCCGGCUGCUCAGCGAGAAGUUCCCUGGCAAGUACCCGCAGAUGGGGCCCAGCAUCUCCAAAAGGCACGAGCGGCCGAAGGUGCCUGCCAAGCCGAAACACCUAGUGAUGGGCCAGGGCGGAGUACCGUGGAGCUCCAUCGAGUAUGGAUACAUGAACGGGAGCAACCAGAAGACUGAGGGCGUGGUCUUUGGCGCCCGGCGAGACAUUGUGAACAAAUGAGCAAAUGAACCAAUGAGCCAAUG
Molecule: messenger RNA, 845 nt
Organism: Pichia membranifaciens NRRL Y-2026
Lineage: Eukaryota; Fungi; Ascomycota; Pichiomycetes; Pichiales; Pichiaceae
Exons: 1
Coding region: 208-822 (204 amino acids)
Molecular function (GO): protein binding
Source: RefSeq, a predicted model, not a curated record